AUGUCAAGCAGUAGCUCCAGGCAGACCAUUGAAGUCAUUACAACAGAAGAAGCUCCACUGAAAUGGAGCGUUGCUUUGAGAGAAGAAGUUUUCAAGAGGUUUCUUCUGGGACAGGGGACGUCAAAUACUACUACUUUGAAGAAGAGGGUAUUCGGCGAGGGCUCAAUUUUCAGUCCCCUGUUGUUUGGCAGCAAGUUCUUCGAUCCUUCUGACGCCUUCCCACUAUGGGAAUUCGAGUCCGAGGUGUUGCUCGCCGCCCUCCGGAGCUCCGGCAAGACCACCGUUGAUUGGUACCAGACCGAUGAAGCCUACGUGUUAAGAGCACAACUUCCAGCGGGCAAGUCUCACUCCCUUUUUUCUUUUCCUCUGUUCCUCUGUUUCUCUGUUCUGUUCCUUGAAGAGAUUGUAUUUGCAACAUCAGGAGGGAGUGGGAAGAACAGCAGUGCAGUGAAGGUGUGUGUUGAGAAUGGGAAGGUGGUGGAGGUGAGUGGACAGUGGAAGCCAUUGAAGGACGAUCAGUCAAGCUCAAAGGCAAAGCCAGGGGACUGGAGAAGUGAGGAUUGGUGGGAAUACGGGUACGUGAGAAGGCUGGAACUGCCAGAGGAUGCUGUUGCUGAUUCGAAGCAAAUGGAAGCAAACCUGAUCACCAGCUGCACUACUGGUAAUGAAACAACGCUUCUGCUGGAACUAAGGAUUCCCAGGAAGUGCAGCAGCUUCAGUGACUGCAACAGCGACCUCCCUAUUCCUUGA
Linum tenue is the source of this 750-nucleotide messenger RNA. NCBI's taxonomy places the organism in Eukaryota, Viridiplantae, Streptophyta, Magnoliopsida, Malpighiales, Linaceae. The record is from the annotation of a GenBank genome assembly.